CGCGCCGGCGUCCGUCUCCGUCUCCCAUGGCAACCGAGUGCACCGCACUAACUCGCGUGGUUCGUGGUGAAGAGAGGAUGAGGGAUGGAUUCUGUUCCAGAGGCAGAGAUGGCGCAGAUCGCAAGGCUCCAGAGAGGAGCUGGCGUGCAGCAGCUCAGCCAUCACUUCUCAUGGCCGGAGUUCUGCGACGAGCGGCAGAGCUUCCAUCAGGACUUUGUGUAUGACGUCGCCAUGUUUGCCGCCGCCCACGGCUUCCCCUGGCCCAAUGUCGUCCAGGCCGCUGAGAUCGCCAAAGGCCUCUUCCCACAGCUGGAUGGUCAGAUGAGCAAACAGCCGUGCACUGAACGCUGUACUGUACAGAUCAUGAUUGAUUUGAAUCAUCCUCUCUCCACCAGGUCUCGACGUGCCCAGACUCUUGUCCCUGCUGAGAGACGCGCUGUCCGAGCGGUUGCCCCACCUGACCCCUGUGCACCGACACACGUUCACCCAGUUCCUCGCAGACACCUGCCUCGGGCGGCGGAGGCUUCUCCAGGCGGUGGUGGGCGGAGCUGCAAACAUGUCCGUCGCCCGGCUCCACCGGCAGGUGCAGCUGCCGCCCACACCUCCACCUCUGGCUCAGGCCCAAGAACCUGCAGAACUCAUGACGUUCUCGUCAGCUUCCUGCAGUUGGAGGCCUCACCGGACUCUCGUGUUGAUCCUGAUCCCGGCUCUGUUGUUGUGCUGCAGGGCAUCGAGCCGCACGAGUGGGAGCGAGCCCGACUCACCUCGACCUUACAGCAGAAGGAGGAGGAGCUGAGGAGCCUCCGCCACGGGUCAAGGGUCACCCUGGGGGACAUUCCCGACGACGUGCCCCUGGACGAAGAGGGUGUUCUGGAGCUGGUCCGUGCAGCCGUGAGGGCGACUGAAGGCCAGAUGCUGCAGAGUCUGAACCGAGAGGCGUCGCUGCUCAGCGACAUCCUGCAGCUCCGGCUGCAGCUCCGGCUGCAGCUGCAGCAGGCGGCUCUGGCCGCCGGGGGGCGCCACAAUCCUGUUGCUUCCACUACAAGUCUCCAUCCAGAGAGUACGACAGCAGCAAAGGCAAAGAAACAACCUGCAAAAAGUAGAAGGGGUCUGAAGUAGUCUGGAAAUACAGAGUGAGGAGAAGAGCUCAGUGGGAAAGAACACAUGAUCACGAGAUGUUCUUAUUUAAAAGACAAUAAUGUUACUAGAGGAGUCAUCAAGGAUUUAUUUAAAACCUUCUGAUUCUGUUGCGUUGACAGGAAAAGCUGCAAUGAAUAACUUAUAACAUCAACAUUAAAAAAACAAUAUUCACUCAAAUGAGAGAACAUAGAUUCAACAUUCAUAAAUAUUUAGCACCAAAGCCGCCGCAGCUUGGAAAACAGGAAGUGACAGUUAAAAUAAUUUAAAUGUAAAUGAAGUUACGAAAAUCAUUAAAAGCACCAAAUGCAAAGGUCAAGUUAGUGGCCGGGGCCUUCGGUGUUUCAUGGUUACAGUUCAUGUAUUUUUUUAAGGAUGGCUCAUGCGCCCCCCGGAGGCGACAGACACACAGUGCCACACAGAAGGAUGGGAAAAUCAUCUGCACACAAACAUGCAGAACAUUGAGAGUGAGAGAAGCGACAGCAUCAUCUUUAGUUUCACAAGGAAGGUGGAUGGACGGACGAAAACAGAUGAGGAGGAGACACUUGAUUUAGGAAUAUGGAAUGUUUUUUGCCUCUAAUCUUGAGUUUCAGAUGUGUUUGCUUUUAAAUUGUUUGUAUUUUUCUGUUGUGGUUAAAUUACAAAAGCUCUUCCAUCCUCGAAGUCCCGUCAGAUAAAGCUGUUUUUUUUGGACACGGAGGCUCAGUGGGCUCGAGCCAGCUGGUUGCCCGUGGUGACGUGAGCGAGCACGGCCUGCACCAGCUCCGCCAGGUCGUACUCGUGCUUCCAGCCCCAAUCCCGCCUCGCCGCGGUGUCCUCCAACGCCAUCGGCCAGCCGUCCGCUGAGAAAAGACACGAUAUUUGAUGAGAUUCUUUGUCCUGCGAUAAUUCCUAAUAGCUUUUGGGAAUGUUUGACCUGCAUUUAUUAAUACCGACUUAUGUUGACUGCCUUGUCUGCUGUACAAAUAAAGCUUAUUGUUAUUAUGUA
Messenger RNA from Scophthalmus maximus (turbot), 2125 nucleotides. RefSeq names its product chromosome 1 C8orf74 homolog (gene c1h8orf74). The record is from RefSeq and is a predicted model, not a curated record. The transcript has 4 exons. Lineage: Eukaryota; Metazoa; Chordata; Actinopteri; Pleuronectiformes; Scophthalmidae. The coding region runs from base 85 to 1119 and encodes 344 amino acids.